This is a messenger RNA of Glycine soja, 711 nucleotides long. RefSeq lists its product as uncharacterized. The record is from RefSeq and is a predicted model, not a curated record. Bases 1 to 711 code for a protein of 236 amino acids. Gene Ontology annotation, molecular function: zinc ion binding; nucleic acid binding. Lineage: Eukaryota; Viridiplantae; Streptophyta; Magnoliopsida; Fabales; Fabaceae. The transcript has 2 exons.
AUGCAAGAAUGUGGUGAGAGAUUCAAGGAUCAAGAUUUGGUAAAAAAGGUGAUGAGAACUCUAACCCCUAGAUUUGAUGGGAGAUUUGUUGUUAUCGAAGAGGCAAGGGACCUGUCUGAGAUGAAAAUCGAGCAGCUACAAGCCUCUCUAGAAGCUCAUGAGCUGAAGAUGAAUGAGAGGAGCCCAGCAAGAUUGCAAGAUCAGGCCUUAAAAGGAGAAUCUGGUUCAAGUAAUAAGGCUGAAAAAGGAAGGUUUGACAAGAGCAAGAUCAGAUGCUACAAUUGUCAAGGCUGGGGUCACUUUGCAAAUAAAUAUGGAAGUGCAGAUGUAAGAGAAAAGAAGAAAAAAUAUAGCAAAAAUGAGGCUCAUAUGGCACAAGCAAAGCAACAAAAUGAAAGUGAAAGUGGUUCAGAUGUGGAAGCAGUUGUGUUGAUGACAACCAUAUGCAAUUUCAGUAGCAAUGUGGAUCCAGAAACAUGGUAUUUGGACACUGGAUGUUUAAAUCACAUGACCUACAAUCUAAAUUGGCUUGUGAAUCUUGAUAACAGCAGGAGGUGCACCAUAAAAUUUGCAGAUAACAGUACUGUGAAGAGCAUGAGAGUUGGAAAUGUUGCUUUCAGAAUGAGUGAUGGAAGUCUAGCAAUAAUAGAAGAAGUGAUGUAUGUGCCAGAUAUGAGGUGUAAUCUGAUGAGUUUGGGUCAGCUUAUUUAA